Molecule: messenger RNA, 1188 nt
Organism: Durusdinium trenchii
Lineage: Eukaryota; Dinophyceae; Suessiales; Symbiodiniaceae
Source: the annotation of a GenBank genome assembly
AUGGCCGAGUCACUCUGGAAGAACAGGGCUUUGAUCCCCGUAGCGGACCACGUGGGAGUUCCUUCUUUUGUCAUGUCUUGCAGCUACAUGUUCAUGAUGCAGAGGGAUUCCAGAUGUAUGAACCGUCAUACCUCACUUACAUGUGGCAUUUUGGCUAUAGCUUCUUUCAGCAUGGAGGUCACGAGCCUGUCUGGCACAAGAAUCGCAGAGCUUGACCAGCAUGAGUUGGACCGCAUGGUGGACAGUGGGCAUGGCCGCAUCGCAGACCUGAAGCAACUCCUUGCUACGCAGCUCGGAUACUCCAGGUUUCGGCAAAGAAUCUUCAGCGAAGAUGCUGAGCUGCAGGAUGAUAUGCCUCUAAGACCAAUACCAAGCGUGCAGUUGGUACUCCUAGACUUUUCUUCUCUAAAUGAUAUAACGGAAGAUGCCCUUUUUCUUGCUUGUUUUGAGAAUGAAGCCGGCGAGGUCGAAUCGUUGCUUCAGAGUCCAUUAGACCCCAAUCGAUGCACUUGCAAUUUCAAUUCAGAGAGUCGUGAAAUGCCAGAGGAGCUUGAGCACUCGCGAACCGAUCUUGCGUUCUUGCUGGAUCCAGAAGCCCAACAGUAUGAAUGGGAUAUCUUGACAGAGGCAGCCUAUCUGGGCCACUUGGAAGUUUUGCAGUUGUUGCUUGAGGCUGCAAAUGACAAGGAUGCAUCAAAGGCGGGUAGGGGUAGAGACUAUGGCUUGCUCGCUGCAUCUUACAAGGGUCACUGGAAGGUUGUGCGAUUAUUGCUUGAGGCUGGGGUUGACAGGAACACCAGAACAUUUAUAGGGGCAACAGCUUUGAUGGUUGCAGCUGAGAAUGGCCAUGUAGAAGUUGUGAGGUUGUUGCUUGGGGCUGGAGCUGACAAAGAUGCAGCAAGGAAAGAUGGGACAACAGCUUUGCAUAUGGCAGCUGAGGAUGGCGAGUUGGAAGUUGUGAGGUUGUUGCUUGAGGCUGGAGCUGACAAAGAUGCAACAAAGAAAGGUGGGGCAACAGCAUUGCUUAUGGCAGCUUAUUAUGGCCGUGUGGAAGUUGUGAGGUUGUUGCUUGAGGCUGGAGCUGACAAAGAUGCUGCACGAACAGAUGGGGCAACAAGCUUACUGGUUGCAUCCGAGAAUGGCAACUUGGAAGUUAUUCGGCUUUUGCUCGCUGCAGGAGCUCACUGA